Lathyrus sativus (Indian pea) is the source of this 1602-nucleotide messenger RNA. NCBI's taxonomy places the organism in Eukaryota, Viridiplantae, Streptophyta, Magnoliopsida, Fabales, Fabaceae. The record is from the annotation of a GenBank genome assembly.
AUGAAGGUGCGUUCGGAAAGGGGAAAAACGAAAGUAGUUAUUCGGCAUUUGCCUCCCUCCCUCACUGAAUCUGAUCUCAUCCAACACAUCCAUAGCCACUUCGCUUCUCGCUACCGCUGGUUUGCUUUCCGUCCCGGUAACACCAGUCACAGGAAUCAAAGGUUUUCUAGAGCAUAUAUAGACUUCAAUUCUCCGGAUGAUGUUUUCGAGUUCGCUGAGUUCUUCAAUGGACAUGUUUUUGUUAACGAGAAAGGUGUCCAACAUAAAGCAUUGGUUGAGUAUGCACCAUCUCUGCGUGUUCCAAAGCUGAGCAUCAAAAAGGAUGGCCGUGAAGGGACUAUAUAUAAAGAUCCAGACUAUCUCGAGUUCCUCAAAUUCAUUGCGAAGCCUCAGGAACAUCUUCCUAGUGCAGAAAUACAACUGGAAAGAAAGGAAGCUGAGCAAGCUGGGACUAGCAAGGAAGCACCUAUUGUAACACCCCUGAUGGAAUAUGUUCGUCAGAAACGUGCUGUUGACAGUGGUCCGCUGGUUUCAUCAGCAGCAACAAAAGUUGGCAGAAGAGCCAGAGCUGCUUUGCAAGGAAAGCCCAGCCCAGUUAAUACCCGACGAGGAUCUGAAAAGAAAAGGUAUGUUCAGAAGGACAAUGUCAAGAAUACUAAUCGAAAAGACUCCAAAGACAAAUCAGCCUUUACUGUGGUCCCCAGACAUGAGGAUCAGUCUGCUGAAUCAAGUAUAAAAGGAAUUUAUGAAAUUGAAUCUUUGCAUGGCAUUGAGGGUUCCGUCUCUGGAAUACCACUGACUUCUGACUCUGGAAAGAAAAAAAUCCUCCUUCUGAAAGGAAAACAACGGGAAAUCCCCAAAGGCACUGAAGGUGUGGUAAAACAGCAAAGUGCACAAUCUGCAAAUUCGGCCAUUUCAACUACUUCAAAACAGAACCAAAGGCGUGACGCUGGUGGAAGAUUGAUUAGGAACAUACUUCUAAAUAAUGAUUCUCGUCAAAGUCAAUCCACAUCUGCUGGACAACAUAAGAUUCAAAUCUUAACUUCUGAGAAUGGGAAGCGACUACCUCGUCCUUUUGGUUCAAGGUCUGGAGUAAGUGAUCAAGUCUCUAGUCAUGAUGCUGGGCAAGUUAAUUCUGAAGGGGAUUCUAAAAGGGAUUUGAGUGAAAAGUUCGUCAGAAGAGAUUUGCAUGGCUUGAGUAUUUCUGGUGAUAAAACAGAAAAACGUACUAGAAGGCCUGAUCGUGGUGUUUGGACACCCCUUCGCCGUUCCGAUUCUUCACAUUCUGGUAAUGAGCUCUCAUCAUCCUCAGUGGCACAACCUACACCGUCAAAUCCUGAAUCAGUUGAAGCAGGAGAAGUACAAGAAAAUGUUUAUUCGGGAAACAGGAGUGGGGAAUUCUCAGCUUCUGCAGUUGUACGCAGUAGUCCCUCUGUUGAGAAUGGUUCAAAAAGAAUUUUUACUCGCCGUGGGGCUCCCUAUAUAGUGAAGGAUGGUGGUGCAGUCAUUUUGAGUGAAGUGAAACUUUCAAAGAAAGGUGUUGUUGGACCUAGUACUCAUGAGAAACAAGUUUGGGUUCAGAAACCAUCUUCAGGGACUUAA